AUGAAAAUAAAAUUUAUUAUUUUAAUUUUAUUUAAUUUAAUAUUUAAAAUUAAAUGUAAUGAUGAUUUUAAAUACUAUGCAGCAAGAACUGAUACAAGAAGAUGUGAUAAUUAUGAAAAACCUGGAUGUGGUGGUUAUUUUGUAAAGGAAUUAAAUACAGGUAAAGAAGAGAUGGAAAUUUAUGUUUCAGAAAUUAAUCAACAAGAUGAUAUUGGUGUUGUAAAUGAAAAUAAAAUUAGAAAUGCUCCACCUUAUCAUAUAGUUUUUAGAGGUAUUUUAAAUAGAGAUUAUCAAAACGAUGUUGAUACUGCAGAAGCUCACAAUAUCUAUAGAUUAAUGCCAAUGCCUGGUAAAACUUUCAAUUUAACAAAAGAUACCCAAUUUUAUACUUUGGGUAAUCCUCAUAAUUUAUUAGUACCUCAAUUAAAUGAAAAUGAUGAAAAAAAUAGAUUUAAAACACUUGUAUAUCAAGAUUAUCCAAAAAAUGUUAAAAAUAUUCAAACAAAUUGGAUGGAAUAUUUAAUUAAUACUGGAAAUUCCGUAUUUACUGUAAAUUCAGUAACCAUAACAAAUAAUGAAACAAACUCUGAAUAUUAUGAUGAAAAUUAUGAAAUUAUAAAAAAUGUAGAUUGGAAACCAAAAUAUGAAUAUAAUAUUGAUAAUUUAUUUAUUAGUUUAACAAAUUCAAAUAACUGUCCAAAGAAAAUUCAAGAAAUUAGAUGUGUAUCUGGUUUAAUUGCAACAUAUGUCAGAAGUUUUAAUCAUUGUUAUAUUUUCUUUGAAUGCGCUCCAAUAUCACCAGAAAAAUGUAGUUCUUCAAUUGCCCCAAGUUGUCCAAAGGGUUAUAGUUUAACUUCAAUACCCUCGUAUCCAAAUGGUUGUUUAGUUUUUUAUUGUGACCCUUCAUUUUUAUUUUUUAAUUAUUAA
Messenger RNA from Dictyostelium discoideum AX4, 927 nucleotides. RefSeq lists its product as hypothetical. NCBI's taxonomy places the organism in Eukaryota, Evosea, Eumycetozoa, Dictyosteliales, Dictyosteliaceae. The transcript has a single exon. The record is from RefSeq and is a predicted model, not a curated record. The coding region runs from base 1 to 927 and encodes 308 amino acids.